Messenger RNA from Pelobates fuscus (common spadefoot toad), 1129 nucleotides. It is a transcript of the gene NSA2, whose product is annotated as NSA2 ribosome biogenesis factor. The transcript has 6 exons. Bases 213 to 995 code for a protein of 260 amino acids. Gene Ontology annotation, cellular component: nucleolus; preribosome, large subunit precursor. The record is from RefSeq and is a predicted model, not a curated record. Lineage: Eukaryota; Metazoa; Chordata; Amphibia; Anura; Pelobatidae. Gene Ontology annotation, biological process: maturation of LSU-rRNA; maturation of 5.8S rRNA.
CCCAGCGUGAUAAGCGUAAACAGGAAGUUACGUGCUGGAGUGGGCGGUCCUUCCUUUUACUGUUUCCACCUGGCCUCGGUAACGGCGGCUCGUGUGUCAGAGGCCGUAAAGCACCGCCAGCGGCAGCCUCCUCUUCCAGCCACAGCACAACACCGAGCAGGGACCGAGCGGGAGCACACAGACAGAGCACAGCACCGAGCACAGCCGCCGCCAUGCCUCAGAACGACUAUAUAGAAUUACAUCGUAAGCGAUAUGGAUAUCGCUUGGAUUACCAUGAAAGAAAGAGAAAGAAGGAAAGCCGAGAGGCUCAUGAACGCUCACAUAAAGCAAAGAAGAUGAUCGGUCUGAAGGCUAAGCUCUACCACAAACAGCGUCAUGCCGAGAAGAUACAAAUGAAGAAAACUAUUAAAAUGCAUGAAAAAAGAAACACCAAACAGAAGAAUGAUGAGAAAACACCUGAAGGAGCUGUUCCAGCUUAUCUGCUUGACAGAGAAGGUCAAACUCGGGCCAAAGUUCUGUCUAAUAUGAUCAAGCAAAAGCGAAAAGAGAAAGCUGGGAAAUGGGAAGUUCCUUUGCCUAAAGUACGUGCUCAAGGUGAAACAGAAGUGCUAAAGGUUAUCCGCACCGGAAAGAGAAAGAAGAAGGCUUGGAAGAGAAUGGUCACCAAAGUCUGUUUUGUCGGUGAUGGUUUUACCCGAAAGCCUCCAAAGUAUGAAAGAUUCAUUAGACCUAUGGGUUUACGUUUUAAGAAGGCACAUGUAACUCAUCCAGAACUUAAAGCCACAUUCUGCCUUCCUAUUCUUGGAGUAAAGAAGAAUCCAUCAUCUCCUCUUUACACAUCUCUUGGUGUCAUUACAAAGGGUACAGUCAUUGAAGUCAAUGUGAGUGAGCUCGGUCUGGUCACACAAGGAGGCAAAGUUAUUUGGGGAAAGUAUGCACAAGUAACAAAUAAUCCUGAGAAUGAUGGCUGCAUUAAUGCAGUAUUGCUUGUGUAAUGAUGACUAUGACUAUUCAACAACGAUAGGGGGAAAACAUAAGGACUUUGAUGUAAGAUGUAUCAUCGAAAGUUAUGCACCAUUUGGUAAAACUGUGGAUUGCAGAAUAAUAAAGUUUAUUUUGUAUUUAUGAA